Molecule: messenger RNA, 1657 nt
Organism: Lingula anatina
Lineage: Eukaryota; Metazoa; Brachiopoda; Lingulata; Lingulida; Lingulidae
Source: RefSeq, a predicted model, not a curated record
AACAGUUUGUACCCCUUUUGUAUUGGUGUGUGUGUUUAACGAUGUCAACUAUGUCAACUCGGUUCUAAUCAUGUUUCUAUGUGGAGAGUAAGGGACUCAAAUGCGUUGGUAAACACGGAGGAGAUAUAUAUAUGUGUUACGAGCACUGUGUCGAGCGUAGCUAACCGCACACCGGGCGUUGUUUUCGUGGGGAAAUCGGAGUGGUCAACCGAAGGCAAGCAAGGGAGUUUUCGUGGAACUUGCUCUGCAUGACUGAAAGCUGCAACAGUUUGUGUCAAACUUAUUGCAUAAGCCAUAUCUCAAGUGUGACUCACUUGUGUUUUAGGAAAAUAUAUAGAGGCUUAAACCUAGCAAUACUGAUAGCAGGAAAACAGUGACGUAAUAUCAUAGAAGACGGUUGCUAUAAUAUUAAAACAAAAUUGCAGGAGAAGUCUAUUAUAGUUGAUGCUGUCAAAGUGUUAGUUAUUCAAGUUUACAAAUGGUUUUAGAAAGUGUGGACCACUAAAACAUACCGAUAACCACAGUGUACGCCUAACCGUGUUUACCCGUCGUUGACGUCACGUAAAACUGCACACAGUGAGUUGUUUCUGUCGUCUUGCUAGCGGGUCGUGCUGAUGUCGGAGCUCUGAGCCAUGGAGCCUGGAGGUUAAUUAAAUCGGCAAUCCGUGGUCCCUAGCUCUUCCAAGAGACGGCGUCUGAUUAUUUAAGUUCGCUCAGUUUACCUAGUCUUUCAACAAGUUUGAUCUAGACGGUAAAGGGGCGAGAAGUCGGUUACAGAGGGUUAGAGAAUUCUCCCAUCCAGUUCAGGAAGGAAACCGAGAUGGACGAAUCUUUGCUUUCCCCGAGGUCUACGAUUUCCCAGAUGUCGUCAGUGACGACUCCUCGUAACACGCCAUAUUGGACCCCAGUGCCAACUCCCCUGAUGAGACGACACGCCCAGCAGCAGCAACUGACGCAGUUUGAUAUAAAACUUAUAGAGCUAGAUCAAGUGAAAAAAGAUGCUCUGGCACAUCUGAAGAAGUACAACGCUUUGCGGACGCAGUUUAUUGAAUGGUUCAGCGCAAACAACAAGGCCUUUUGUGUGGCCUUACAGACUGUACAGCUGGCAGUUCCGGAUCUAGUCCCGAGAGACAUAUAUACCAUGAAUGACUUCAUCAAGGUUCUUGAAAUGUGCAGAUUGUUAUUAAGCAAAAAAAGAUGGCGGCUUACAUCACACGAAAAACUGGAAGAAUUUUAUGAAUUCUGGACACGACUAAGUGAAUUAAAAGCAAUGGGAGAUAAGAAUGUCUAUGAAAGAACUUGUGAAUUUUGCGAAAGCAUUACGAGACUUCGUGAGCCUCAAAUCAAAGACAAAAUCGAUCGUCUGUAUGCAAAACUGAACAAGGAAUAUUCCAAUGACUUCAUCUUCAAAGAAAUCCACAAUGAGAGGGAUAAUUUGUUCACCUACAGGAUGAUGCAGCCGGCGUUUCUUGGCCUAAUUAGUUAUAUUCCAUAUCUUUUGAAGAACGCAACAAAAGUGUGUUAUCUAGUCACAAAGUUACACAUAGAAAAAGAAUGAACUGUUAUUCCUUAAUUUUACUUUUGCUCAAUGUCUCAAAUUAUGUAUGUAUGUAUUUUUUACGCUUUCGGUGAGUUUUUAUAUACUGUAUAUUUUGCU